CCACCACACAUCCCUCUCCACUACCUGACGCCGCAACUAUUUUAUGGAAUUCUCGUUAUACGGAACACGCGGAAUGGAGUGGAAGUUUUCCCUUCCAGAAAUGAGUAACAGACAAGAACAAGAAGAACAAGAAGAACAACAGAAAUAACCGCAACAACAAAACUGGCGACAAUAAGAGCAGUUUUAUAUACACAGGAAGAGUAAAAACAACAACAACAACUGCUCGAACACAAAUAUCAACGUCAUUGGAAGUAUGUAAGCCAUCAUCAACACCUUCAAAGUCACCACCACCACAACCAACAACAACAACAACAGUAACAAACAACGAUAGACAACGGAAAAAUAAUAAAAAAGUACAACAAAACAAGAAGAUCUACUGUAAGGAAUAAUAAAGAGUAACAACAAGAAAUACAACAACAACCACUGCAACAGUAGCAAUGACAAUGUCACUGUAAUACAAAGAAGAUAAAUGCUACUACAAAUGGAAAGGAAACUGAAUAUCCUGUGACAAACUAUACGGGUUAAAGCAAAGACUAUUCAGCGUCAAGAGAACUUCAGUGACACAGAAUACGUAAGACACACAAAAUACACAGUCACAAGACAUAUUUACAGAAUAUACGGCAGCUGCACUUAAUAUUUACUCGGAGAAUUCAGUGUAACACACACACACACACACAAAGUAUCCAGACCCACACAUACACAUACACACGUACACAUUCAGUCACACAUAUCCACAGGAAUAAACAUAUUCUCACACAUACACACACAAGCGAAAAUACAAUAUCACGGGAUAUGUAUCAAUUGUACAAAUUAACACAGAAUAAACCGCAUUAGUAAACUAGACCUGGCGCACUAGCGGUUGACAUCGAUGUAAGGUAGGGAACCAUACAGUGUCACUCGCACACACACACAGACACACAGAGACACAGACACACACAGACACACACACGCACACACAUCAUUACAUGACAUGACACAGGAUGUAUAGCAUCAUACUUGAGUGUGUUACUGCAAGAGAUCGAACAAUCUAGAACAAUGGAAAUGUUUGAUUAUCGAUUGAAGAGCAGUUUUGUCAAGACGAAAUAGAAGGCAGAAUCCAACCUCACAAAAUGGACGACAAACCAAAAGAAGGGUCAAAUGCGGGACCCUUCACAGACAGAGCUGCAGGGAAACCAAGUGAGGAAUCUUCUGAGAAAGAACCCGAUAUCGAUGCCGCGAAGCUUGAGAAAAUCUCUCGUCUUUUGGCCAGAAAACGCGCCAACGCUGUGGCGGCUGCAGCGGCGGCAACUGCAGCAGCACAGGGUACACCAUCAGGUGAUAACGAGGCCUCUUCGAAUGCGGCGGAACCGGCAGGUGGAACUCUAUCGCAUUGGUCGAAACUACGGACCACAGUUCAAAUUGCAAGCGCCGUGAAACAACGAUCGAAACGUCGCUACAAUCACCACCGCCAGGAUUCCUUCUUACGCAAGUUCUCGACUCGCAACAACAGCAACAUCGAUAUGGAAAGUGAUUCAGAAGACGAAGGUUUGGCUUUACAAGUGGAACGCAAGGAAGAAGAGAAACGUAACCAUCACUACGUGCUUAGUCCCGAGGGAACGUUUAUGAUGUAUUGGCUCUUCAUGUUGACACUGGCUGUUCUUUAUAACCUUUGGACGUGUAUAGCGCGAGAGGCGUUCCAAGAAAUACAACUUCAACACAUAGCUCUUUGGACCAGCUUGGAUGUCAUUUGUGAUGUCAUCUACUUAACAGACAUCGUCGUACAGUUCCGUACCGGAUAUUUAGAGCAAGGUUUACUCGUGUACGACUCGAAAAAACUCAGCAAAAACUAUUACUCUUCAUCAGACUUCCGUAUGGACGUUGCAUGUUUAGCCCCAUUAGACUUCUUACAGUUCGCCAUUGGUUGGCAUCCAAUACUUCGUUUCCCACGCUUUCUCAAGGUAUACAGGUCUUUAAGAUGCAGUCAUAUGUUAGAAUCCCGGACGCCUUAUCCUAACCUAUUUCGGGUGGCAAAUCUCACCCACAUACUCUUCUUGGGUGCUCAUUGGUUUGCAGCAUUUUUUUACCUCAUUUCGGAAGCGGAAAAUUUCGUCGGAGACUGGACCUACCCUCAACCUGUUGGGGAGUACUCCUCGGUGACUCGGAAGUACCUAUAUUCACUGUUUUGGUCAACCCUGACGUUGACCACCAUAGGAGAUCUUCCACCAACCACAAACUGGGAGUAA
Molecule: messenger RNA, 2222 nt
Organism: Octopus sinensis (East Asian common octopus)
Lineage: Eukaryota; Metazoa; Mollusca; Cephalopoda; Octopoda; Octopodidae
Product: cyclic nucleotide-gated olfactory channel-like
Biological process (GO): transmembrane transport; monoatomic ion transport
Cellular component (GO): membrane
Molecular function (GO): monoatomic ion channel activity; protein-containing complex binding
Source: RefSeq, a predicted model, not a curated record